Molecule: messenger RNA, 2354 nt
Organism: Lemur catta (Ring-tailed lemur)
Lineage: Eukaryota; Metazoa; Chordata; Mammalia; Primates; Lemuridae
Gene: DLL3
Product: delta like canonical Notch ligand 3
Exons: 8
Coding region: 24-1898 (624 amino acids)
Biological process (GO): multicellular organism development; establishment or maintenance of epithelial cell apical/basal polarity; Notch signaling pathway
Cellular component (GO): plasma membrane; protein-containing complex
Molecular function (GO): calcium ion binding
Source: RefSeq, a predicted model, not a curated record
ACUCCCGAGACCCCCGAAAGGCCAUGGUUUUCCCACGGAUGCCCCAGCUCCGGUUCCGGACGGUGAUCCUAGCGCUCCUUUUCCUCCCCCAGGCCCGGCCCGCCGGCGUCUUCGAGCUGCAGAUCCACUCUUUCGGGCCGGGACCAGGCCCGGGGGCCCCGCGGUCCCCUUGCAGCACCCGGGGGCCCUGCCGCCUCUUCUUCAGAGUCUGCCUGAAGCCGGGGGUCUCCGAGGAGGCCGCCGAGUCCCCGUGCGCCUUGGGUGCGGCGCUGAGUGCGCGUGGACCCGUCUACACCGAGCAGCCCGGAGCGCCCGCACCUGACCUGCCGCUGCCCAACGGAUUCAUGCGGGUGCCCUUCCGGGACGGCUGGCCGGGCACCUUCUCUCUCAUCAUUGAAACCUGGAGAGAGGAGUUAGGAGAGCAGAUUGGAGGGCCAGCCUGGAGCCUGCUCGCGCGCGUGGCCGGCCGGCGGCGCCUGGCUGCCGGGAGCCCGUGGGCCCGGGACGUGCAGCGCGCGGGCGCCUGGGAGCUGCGCUUCUCGUACCGCGCGCGCUGCGAGCCGCCCGCCGUCGGGGCCGCGUGCGCGCGCCUCUGCCGCCCGCGCAGCGCCCCCUCGCGGUGCGGCCCAGGACUGCGCCCCUGCGCGCCAGCCGAGGACGAGUGUGAGGCGCCCACAGCGUGUCGAGCAGGCUGCAGCCCAGAGCACGGCUUCUGUGAGCAGCCCGACGAAUGCCGAUGCCUGGAGGGCUGGACUGGGCCCCUCUGCACGGUUCCCGUCUCAGCCAGCAGCUGUCUCAGCCCUAGGGGUCCAUCCUCUGCCACCGCCGGAUGCCUCAUACCUGGGCCUGGGCCCUGUGAUGGGAACCCAUGUGCCAAUGGGGGCAGCUGUAGUGAGACACCGGGGUCCUUUGAAUGUGCCUGCCCCCGUGGGUUCUACGGGUUGCGGUGUGAGGUGAGCGGGGUGACAUGCGCCGAUGGACCCUGCUUCAACGGGGGCUUGUGUGUCGGCGGCGCAGACCCUGACUCUGCCUACAUCUGCCACUGCCCGCCUGGUUUCCAAGGCUCCAACUGUGAGAAGAGGGUGGACCGGUGCAGCCUGCAGCCGUGCCGCAAUGGCGGGCUCUGCCUGGACCUGGGCCAUGCCCUGCGCUGCCGCUGCCGCGCUGGCUUCGCGGGUCCCCGCUGCGAGCACGACCUCGACGACUGCGCCGGCCGCGCCUGCGCCAACGGCGGCACUUGCGUGGAGGGCGGCGGCGCGCGCCGCUGCUCCUGCGCGCUGGGCUUCGGCGGCCGCGACUGCCGCGAGCGCGCGGACCCCUGCGCCGCGCGCCCCUGCGCCCACGGAGGCCGCUGCUACGCCCACUUCUCCGGCCUCGUCUGCGCCUGCGCGCCGGGCUACAUGGGCGCGCGGUGCGAAUUCCCGGUUCGCCCCCACGGCGCGGACGGCGCAGGCGCGUUGCCCGCAGCUCCGCCGGGCCUCAGGCAGGGGGACGCGCAGCGCUUCCUUUUGCCGCCGGCUGUGGGACUCCUGGCGGCCGCGGGCCUGGCCGGGGCUGCGCUUUUGCUGGUCCACGUGCGCCGCCGUGGCCUUGCCCGGGAUACUGGGUCUCGCUUGCUGGCGGGAACCCCGGAGCCAUCGGCGCACGCGCUCCCUGAAGCACUCAACAACCUGAGAACGCAGGAGGGUUCCGAGGAUGGCCCGAGUUCGUCCGUAGACUGGAGUCGUCCUGAAGAUGGAGACUCUCGAGCGAUUUACGUCAUCCCUGCUCCUGCGACCUAUGCCCGGGAGGUAGCCGCAGCCCUCCCACCCCGCCACACACGCACUGCGCGCGCUGGGGACGCGGCCCCUGCUGCCUCUCGGGCCUCCUUCGUUCUGUCUGUGAAAGGAGGAGGGUAGAGUCUCUGGAAGGUUUUUAAGCCCACUUCUCAAUUCUGACUUAAUUCUGUUCUGCGUCCCUCUUGCUGUCGUUUUGAGCUGCUUGCGGUCGGUCCUCUCUUAGCAAAAGGUAUGGGCUUGAAGAAGUCACCGCGGGGAGCCCUGGCCGGAGCUUCUCCUCGGAUUUCUGCUCUCACGGGAUGAGGGGCGGGGAGGGGGAGCCCUUCUCGAUGCUUCCUACUCGUUUCAUUUCCAGGCCUGACCUGCCCUUCUCCAUCCGCACCUGGAGUCAGAGCCCGGAUAUUUUUGUGUUCGCUUGGUGGUGCCCAGUCUCUGCCCCAGACGCCUUGGAGUUCAAGCUGGAAGGAGUAGCUGGGAGAACCUUACUGUGGAAGUUGUAAAUAACGAUUAUUUAUGUCUUAUUUUUUUCUCUCCCCAUCUCUCCAGAAGCAUCUAUAAAGGCUCUUACUUUGGUCA